This is a messenger RNA of Sebastes umbrosus (honeycomb rockfish), 4235 nucleotides long. RefSeq names its product PHD finger protein 20-like. Bases 140 to 2398 code for a protein of 752 amino acids. Gene Ontology annotation, cellular component: nucleus; NSL complex. The transcript has 18 exons. Gene Ontology annotation, biological process: regulation of transcription by RNA polymerase II. Lineage: Eukaryota; Metazoa; Chordata; Actinopteri; Perciformes; Sebastidae. The record is from RefSeq and is a predicted model, not a curated record.
AUCACAUUGGCGGAAUUGAUCUUCCAUACCAGUUACACAACACAAACCUCUGAACGGCUCCAGUCAGUCGCGCAUGCGCUGUGCGGUCAUCACAUCACAGUAUGAUGAUGAAGACUGCUGAGCAGAAGUAGCUCCAGAGAUGAAGACUCCCCCGGACAGGUCAGGAAUCACCUUUGAGGUCGGAGCUCAGCUAGAAGCCCGAGACAGCAACAAGAACUGGUACCCAGCCACGAUCGAGAAAAUCGACUACGACAAAGAGCGGAUCGAGGUCCACUACCGUCAGUGGAGUCGUCGGCACAAUGAAUGGUUUCAUUGGACCUCGCCGUACCUGCGGCGAGUCAGCCUGAGGAGGCAGGGCCUGAAUCCACCAUGCUCACAGCCGAUGUUUGUUUCAGGUACGAAGGUUCUGGCCUGUUGGACAGACUGUCGUUUCUACCCGGCCAAAAUCCUCCGAGUCAACAAGGAUGACUCCUAUACAGUGCGUUUCUAUGACGGCGUGGUUCUGACUGUGAAGCCCACCAAGGUCAAACCCUUCCCGAAAAAGUCCAGACCUGAGAAGGGUGCGGUGGGAAGCGAGGGAUGGGAGGAAGGGGAGAGCGAGGAGGAGGACGAGGACGAGGAUGGUGGCGAGAGAGAGGACGAGGAGGAGGAAAUGGAGGAGAAGGUGACAUCAGAGGAGAAGGAAGGAGCUGAGGAUGGGGAGGAGGAGGAGAGGAAGAGGAAGGCAGAACCUUCAUCCUCCCAUCCACCAGCAAAGAAGAAAACGGAUGACAGUAGAAGCAGUGGAGUCCAGGAUCAGCCAAUCACAGGUAACUCCACCGAGCCAGCUCCUCCUAAUCCCAUCCAUGUCGACACAGACACCCUGUUGGAGCGUCAGGCCCACCUGCCCACCACACACAAAUACAGCAGAGAGCCACUGUACAGGGUGAUAAAGAACCAGCCCCCUCCCAUUCUCUCCAUUGAGUUAGACCACAACACCUUCAAGUGUCCCGCAGCCGGCUGCACCAAGUCCUUCAGGAAGUCAAGUCUGCUGAACUACCACAUCAAGUACUACCACUCCGACCAGCAGCUGGAUGAGCAUCUGGAGGCACCGAGGAGGAGGCGGUCAUCUUCUAAGGGGAGCGACUUCAUGUCAGACAGCAAGAGUGAGGACCAGAACAGCACCUGUCACCGUGACGACAGAGAGCACAGCGCCAUGGCAACAGAAGUGAAGAAGAAGAAGAAAAAGAAGAAGAAGAAGAAGAAGAAAAGUCAGUCAGGACUUGGCAGCAGUGAUGACGAGAACUCAGACCGACCGCCAAUCACUCUGAAGCUGUCCGCUGGACACCAGGACACACACACUCAAGCCGACGACGGUAGCGACUGGUCGACGCUGACAGCAGAGAGCGGUGAGGACACGCCCUCUUGGCCUGUUGCUAUGGAGACAGAGGACUGCGAGGUGGUGAGGUGUGUGUGCGAGGUGGACGAGGAGAACGACUUCAUGAUCCAGUGUGAGUCGUGUCUGUGUUGGCAGCAUGGCACCUGUAUGGGUUUAUAUGAAGACAACGUCCCACACAACUACACCUGCUACUAUUGCAGACACACUGCAGGUUGGAGGCGGGCUCAGCGUUUCCUAUCAGAACCCGAUUUGCUGAUAUCUGGUCACAUGUUUGGUCUGUCGUGCGUGAAGGAGAACUACUCGGAGGUCAACGCCUCAAAGAUCUCACACACCAGCAGCCUGCUGGCGCACACACAUGGCCUCAAUCAGGUCCUCAGUGGGCUGCAGCUCAAGAUCAGCCUGUUGCACUCGCUGUCCCACCCCGACCUGCAGCUGUGGAGGUUGCCGUGGAGACGAGAGGAGGGGUCGAGAUUGACAUCCAGCCCGAGAGGAGAGCCACCCGUCUGUUACGUCAGCAGUGAGCACUGCUACCAGAAGCCUGAAGCAUCAUGGGAUGCAGAGGAGAGAGAAAAGGAAAGGCUGACGGCUGCAGUGAAGCAGGAGCAGGACACUGAGCAGAAGGAAAUAACACCUGAAGAUGUCGACGAGAAGCCAGCUGAGGCCACUACAGAUACAAACACUGUGACGCACACAGACACACCCAGCAUAAAGAGAGAGAACCACACACACACCGACAGCUGGGAACACACACACUCUCAGACGCAUACAGUGGAGCCUCGUCCGGCGUCUGAGGCUGAGUGUCAGCUGAACCUGCUGGAGCACGUCGAGUCUCUUCACCACCAGAUCAGCACCAGGAUGGACCUGAUAGAGCGAGAGCUGGACGUAUUAGAGUCCUGGUUGGACCACUCGGGCGAGCUCGAGCCUCCGGACCCUUUGUCCCGCCUUCCGCAGCUCAAACAGCGAAUCCGGCGUCUGCUGCGUGACCUGUGCACUGUGAGACACCUGUCGGUCUGGCGCUGACACCUUUCACUCCCAAAACUCUGACCUUUGACCCUGCAGGUCUCUGCUAGACGGACUGAUGGGGCUAGCACACGAUUACACAGACUUGUGGAGAGCGAGUCGUAGAGCGAGUCGACACUCUUUGAGUCUGGAGAGAAAACUGUGGUUUGUUUCCAUGCGGUCGCAGGACAGCGCCCCCUCUGGUGGAGAAAAGCUGCACCGCAACACGACGAGAAUGAAGACAUUUGUUUUAUAAAAGUGACUGAACAGGUGAUUUUCUUUUGUUAAAUUUGACAAAGGUACCAGAACAUUUCCCAAACCGCCUCCGGCAGGACUUCAUAUGUCCGACCACAUGGUUGAGGACAGGUUUGAUUAUUGAUUGAUUGAUUUUGGUUUUUGAUCAGCUGCUGUUGUCAGGACACAGAGACCUUUGUCUGUUUGGAUGGCUCGUUAGCAUGACACUGACACUGAGCGUGUGUUGUCGUUGGCAUCAGACAAAGAAGUUAGCUGAGUGUUAGCAUGCAUCAUUUUCUAGCAGCCGUCCAAGCUGACAAACUCUUCCUGUCUGACGACAUGAAAAACACAUCUAAAGGAUUCGGAUGGAUGUUUGAAGACAUCAAAAUUUAGUUAAAAGAUUUCCACAGUGGUGAUUUUAAGUUUCUCAAGGCAGAGCUUUGGUUGUCGUACUGUAUCCAUUGACAUUCAGAUUUUUUAAGUAACAAGACUCGAUCCAAACCGAGUAUGAAUCCGGUGUGAAUGCGACACAAUAGGCAACCAUACAGAUGGAUAUAUAUAUAUAUAUGUAUAUAUUUACACAUAUAUACAUAUAUAUACAGUAUAUAUAUACAUAUACAUAUAUAUAUAUAUAUAUAUAUAUAUAUAUAUAUAUAUAUAUAUAUAUAUGAUUCAUAAAAGAUGUUUUGGGUUUCAGCGCCUCUCGUUUGAUAUUUGUUUAUCAGGUUUUAGAUGAAUUCUUCUGCUUUUCUAGAUUUAUAUCGGUGCUUUUAAUUUGUUUCUGCAAAAUGUGUCUUUCUGACUUUACAAAGAAAAAUGUCGAAGCUUCUUAAAAACAAGAUGUUAAUGAGCAUUGAAGUUCCUUGUUGACCUUUUGGGGACUGUAUAUGUGUAUAUGGUUCAUUUAGUGUUUCGGCGCUAUCAGCUGCAUCUCACUGGCCUUCUUUAGUAAAUAGAGCUGGCUCGUAAAAAGCCUUUAGUUUAAUCUCAACACAUUUGAAGAUCAUAUUUUCAUCUCUGUAUGUAGAAAUAAUUCACUACUGUACUGCAUUUCUUAGUUAUGCCAGUCAAAUUAAGCAGCAAAACCUUCCUCCGUUGUGACACAAAAACAAGUUUAAAGUGUAAAUAUGUCUAAGUGAAUGUUUUAUACACUUGUAUAAGAAACUAACUGUAUAAAGCUGUAGAUUUAUUUUCAUAGAAAGAUUGGUUACGAAUCAGAUUGGUUAACUCUGAAGUGUUUUAGGAUCCUGACAGUGUUUGGUAGAAGAACGCAGAGCUUCUGUUGCUUUUCUUCAGUUAUUGUGAAACUAAUAUUUGAUGCUGUUUCAGUUCAGUCUGCAGCUCCAGAUGGUGCGUUCAGGUGCGUUCAAGCGGUCCUCGACAACUCGGACAAGUCAAGUCUGACUGGCUCACAUUGUUUGCAACCCACAUCGUUCAUCCGAUAUAUCCACCUGAACGCAAACCCAUGAUUUGGUCAUGCGAUCAUUCUCUGAGUUGACGAGGACCGGCUUGAAGGCAACACGCGUUCACACACAUCAAGUUUUCAAAGUCAAAAAUCAAUGUUUUAUUUUUGUUUAAAGCAUGAAUAAAAAAGUUUUCUGAGGAAUUCUAAUUUUGAUUAAAA